Molecule: messenger RNA, 4828 nt
Organism: Clunio marinus
Lineage: Eukaryota; Metazoa; Arthropoda; Insecta; Diptera; Chironomidae
Source: the annotation of a GenBank genome assembly
AUGAAUUUUCCGCAAAACAAUUCAAUUUUAUCAAUUAAUAACAACUUUUAUAAAAUUUUACUUAAGAUUCAUGAAAAUAAAAGAAAUAAUCAAUCAUACACAAAGGAGAUUGAAUGGAUUAAAGAGCAAUUACUAAAUGAAAAUCGAAAUUUUUGUGAGAAUGCGGUGAAUGUUUUGAUAGACGCAAAUGAUAAUGGAUUCGCAUUAAACACUCUCGUCUCUACAUUGUCACGACUUCCAUCGACUAACUUUGAAAUAGUUGCUGAUGGAAUAUUUAAAAUUCUCUUAAACGACUUGAAAUUUCCUAAUUAUAAAUGUCCUUUUGGAAUUCUUCAGAAAGCUCAUCCAUUGUUGUUUCUUAUUGAUGGAUCAGUUGAAAGAAUGUUGUAUUUUAGUCAAAAGAUUAUUAAAGUUUUGAGUCAUUCUAACAGCGUAAUUCAAUCCAACGUUGUGGAAUUUCUUCGACCAGUUCUUUUGAUGUUAUUUUGUAAUGACCAAAUCUACAGCGAAUUAACGGAAGUCUGGAGAAAUAUCAAAUACAGUUCAAUUAAAUAUGAGAUCAUUUCAAUGAGAAGAACAACAUCGACGACUUCAUGUUUAAUUUUCAAUUCAAUGGUGCUAACAAUUCUGGAAACUGCAGAAGAUGAGAAAAUGAUUGAAAUAUUAUUACUUCUCGUGCUUUCAACUAAACAUCUUGUCACCUUUUCCAUUAAUCCUACAGAGAAUUUCGAAGUUAUUCUUAAACAUACGGAUAAAAUUAUUAAACAACCUGAAACGUCAAACAUAAUUUUAAUUUUACUCGCCGAAAUACUUCAGGAGACUUCAAUCUUCCACAUGUCAAAGUUGAUAAAGAUUUUUGAAAUGCUCAUAAUUAAAGGAAAAUUAGGACAUCCAAUAAUCCUCAACAUGAUACUUGAUGGUCUUAUUCAAGUGUUGGCUUAUCCGUCAUUCUCAAAAGGAAAUUUGAAUUCCGUUGAACAUCUCGUCAACUUCAUCAAUAAUAACAAAGUCAACAGCAACAUUCGAACUUCAAUGGCCACAUCAGAAAUCAUUUAUUCAAGUUUCGAUCUUUUGAAUGCUCGCGACAUUUCAUUUAUGUUAGAAUCAAAAGAAAAUUUCAAUUUCCGAUCAAUAACAACGGAAGAGGAAAAAAUAUUUUGGACGAGAAAUCAUUUGGUUCUUCGUGGAUUAUUUUUCGACGACUCAAUUGGCUCAAAUACUUGGACUUUAAUCUUAAUUAAUUUAGUGAAUAUUGCAAAAGAUGACGACAAAUUGAAAAGCUCCAUUAUCAUGCCUUUGUUGUUUAAACUCUCAUCAAGUACAAAUCCUCAAAUUAAAAUUCAAAUCUUAAAAAACAUCGCACAACUUGGAGCUACCACUGAAAUCUUCAACACUUUCAAAGCAUUGUCAGCAAAAGGAAUUUACCGAUCAAUAUCCAUCGAUCUUCAUUUAAGACUUUGGCGAGCCGAACCGCGAACUUAUCCUUUUCUUCACAAAGCUUUAGCUGAGAAAAGUAAAACUGAUGAACAUGAUUCUGAUCUUGAAAUUGUUCGUGCUGCAGCUAUAAAUGAAAUUUGUGAUUUAAAACCACAACAUGGCCCCGACUUAGUCAGCAUCAUCUCAGAAAUUCUCAACAACUCAUUGGAAUCAAAAGAUGGGGAAAUUCAAGCUGCUUUAGCAAUCAAUUCAAUUACUGUACUUUGUCAAAAUCACGUCAUUAGCAUCAUGUCAACAUGGAAGGAGAUAAAUUUAAAAACCAAAUACGAGAAACGGCCAAGAAUUGUUAAAAGUUUAUGUCAAUUUUUCGCUAUUGUUCCGUCACUUAAACGAACUAAUUUGGAGUAUGAAAACUUUAUGAAAGAAAUUUUAGGGAAAUUGUGGUACAUGAUACAAUGGGGAAAUAUUUAUGAGAUAAAAUAUGCCUUAGAAGCAUUGAAGAGUUGGAAACAAGAAUUAUUGACUUUGGAUAUUAUUCCGGAUAUUUAUCGAGAAGGAAUUAAACUUCCAGUUACACCACAAGGAAUGGAAGCUUGCAUUCUUGACAUGGAAGUUCCUGGUGAAUGUUUCGUCCAACUUCUGACUAAAGUUCAUGAAGAAGCGAUUGGUUCAGUUGGUGAUUUGAUGCGACAUUACAUCGCUUUUGAAGUAUCUGAAUUUAGAUCCGGUCACUAUCUUGUCAAAGAAGGACAACCAGAACCGAUGAAUUAUAAGAAUUUGUCGAAGCAAAGCAUUCUUAAGCCACUCAUUGCUUUUGUGAUUCAACAAGUGACGACUGAGAAAGCGGAGAAGAUUAUGGACAUUUCAAUUCUAAUCGAAGCAUUCAAAGUAUUGUCAUAUAAAUAUUGUCGUCCAUUGCCACCACUCAAUUGGUGUUUUCUUCAUGAUCUUCUUCAUAAAAGUGCUUUAUUAAAGAGAGAAUGUCUUCACAUCGCAUCGAAGCAGUCAACCAUAUCAGGAACAUCCAAACGAUUAAUUGAAAACUUUCUUGUUAAUCUCGACAAAUCAAAUGAAUCUGACGUUGAAAUUGUUUUGGAUGUUUUAAUUGAUUUAUGUAAUGGAGUGACAGUUGAUAUCUUUCGGACCUUUUGUCAUUACAUCUUUAAAGAUUUCAAAGCAAAGGAUUAUGAGAAGAAGAUAGGAAAAUGUCUUGAACAUGAAAAAGAUGUGACGAAUCGAGAGAACCUUACGACGAUGUUAUCAACUUACAUGAUGUACAAUAAACCAGGAGAAGAUUUAAUCAGAUUGAUUCCAUCAAUGUUUCUCGAAAAUUUAAUAAACGGAAUGAUAACAGAAAAUUUGAUAUCUGGUGAUGAUCGUCAUGAUUUCUUCAAGACGUUUCACUUGAUUUUCUCGACCUCAGAAUCAUUUCCAAAGAAAAAAUGGAUCGCAGAAUUCCUUAUUUCGAUGCAAAAUCGUUUUGUCGAAAAAGAUUUAUUGGAUGAUGAUAAGAAAAAGUUCCUACUUGACAUUUUCUGUGUCGCAGUUAUCGCCAUAUCAGGAAACUUUAAAAUUUACACAAGUCAUGGUGAUGCAAUUGAAAAGCGUUAUCAGAUGUUUCCACAAAGUCUCUAUUUGGUGAGUAAACAGAGAAGCUUUGAUGACAUCAUCGGUUGUGAAACAUCGUCAGCAAAGCUGUGGGUGUUUGGAAAUGCCUUAUUAGAUGUUACCGUGCAAAUAAAAAAUGACGAAUUGUUGAGAAAGUAUAAUUUGGAGCGUAAUGGGCAGAAAGAAGUUUCGUCAGAAAAGUUGAAUAAAAUAAUUGGAGAUGCCAAAGACAGAAACAAAAUAUUGAAAUUUUCUCUUGGUGGAUCUGGAUUAAAUUCAACGAGAAUUCUUGCUGCUAUGGGACAAUUGGAUGUCAUAUUUUUUGGCGCUAUCGGUGAAGAUCAAAAUGGAAAAGUUGUGAAAGAAAUUUUAAAACGUUCAAUGGUGAAUGCACGAUUACAACAACGAAAAGACGUGAGAACUGGAACGUGUUUGUGUCUCUGUCAAGGUGAAGAUCGAAGUUUAACUGCGUACGUUGGUGCAGCAAUGAAGGUUGAUAAAUCGUUUAUUGAGGAGAGUAUAAAGAGUUUGUCGUCGUCAUUGCCAGCUUUAUAUUACAUCGAAGGCUUUUUCAUUCCUGAGAAAAUGCACAUUUGUCGGUUUCUCCAUGAAAAGUAUCAAAAUUCUAAGCUGAUAACAAACUUAAAUGCACCAUACAUUGUUAAAACGUUCCCGAAAGAUAUAAGUUGGCUCACAAAGAAGGCCGACAUUGUUUUCGGUAAUCGAGAUGAGUUUGAAGAGUUGGCGAGUAUGAAUGGGUUUGAAACGAUGGAAGAUUUGUUAACAGAUCUCUUGAAUGAGUACAAUAAACCAAAUGAGCAGAAAAAAAUUAUCGUUGUCACUGAUGGAGCCAAUCCAGUGUUUUUCUAUGAAGGAAACUCUUCACAAAUUCAAUCAGAUCUCGUAAACGUUCCUCAAGUUGAUGCUAAUGAGAUUAUCGAUACAACAGGUGCCGGUGAUAGUUUCGUUGCUGGAUUUAUUUACGCUCUCAUGGAAGGAAAAACCACACGAGAAUGUAUAGAAGUUGGUUGUGAAAUCUCAGCGAAAGUGAUCAGGGUUAUAGGUUGCAAUCUACCAAAAGUUUAGAGAAAUUCAAUAAAUAAAUUUAGUUGGUAAUAACGAGGAAAAUUGGCAUGGAAUGAAGAAGAAUUUAAUUUAAAUACAUCGAGUUCAGUCUUCUUAUCUUCGUCACUUGUCUUCUUCUGAACGAGGUUCUUAUUCGAAUAUUAGAUUUACACAGCAAUGAUGUGCAUUUAGCUUAAACACAAAAUUAUCUGCUGACCUCUAAAAUAAUUAUUGAAAAUUAACUUCUAGAGAUUAAACAUAAAAAUAUGGUACAGCACUUGAUAAUCCUUGAACGUUCCCAUCCAUGAAUGAAACUUCAAUACAAAAAAAAAAUGAAAUGAAAUUUACUUACCAAGGAAGGAGAAAAGGUUUCAAAGACUUACAAUAAACAAUUCUAAUCAAAGCUUGUAAAUUAGUUUCUAGCACAAUACUUAAUUAUCUUAGAUUAAUUAUCUGGUCGAUUUUUAUUUUUUUUUCGGCACUUGAAUAGAUUUUUCAAUGAGCAUCUGAAAUAUCUUGUUGAGUUGAAGGUAAAAGAAAUGGAAAAUAAAGGCAAAAUUACUUUUUACAUGUAAUAGAAAACUUGAUGUUGUGAUUGUUGAGAUAUUCUCACGAAUAGUUUCCAGUUUUUCAUGAAUUUUAAUUUAUCAAAUUGUUAAUUUGUUUCAUGAUAUUAAUAACUGCGAAUACUUAUUAAAGAUAUCAGCGUUAUCAACAU